Molecule: messenger RNA, 1619 nt
Organism: Oldenlandia corymbosa var. corymbosa
Lineage: Eukaryota; Viridiplantae; Streptophyta; Magnoliopsida; Gentianales; Rubiaceae
Source: the annotation of a GenBank genome assembly
AUUUUGCUCCGCCGUUUCAAAGCGCCGGCCGUCAUUUGCCUCUCUUCUUCCACAAAAAUUUUUGAAUGGAAGCCGUACUCUUCCACGCAAUGACGGCGGCGUGCUCAGUUCCAUCUGUUCCGGGUCGGAAAAAAUUGACGGGUCAAUCAGUGAGUCCAAUACCCAUUCGGAUACUAACCGUGGGGAAGAAGAGGUCACCCGGAGUUCAACUGAUCGUAGACGAUUACCUGAAAAAAAUCCGACCCUAUUGCCCAAUUGACGACAUUCGGAUCAAAUCCAACCCCAAAAACGCUUCUGAUCAAAGGGUUCAGGUGGAGCACGAAGACACGGCUUCAAUGCGUCACGUCAAAUCGGAUGAUGAAUGGGUUGUUCUGUUAGACGAGCGUGGGUCAGAGCUCGAUUCUCUGCAAAUGGCUUCAAUGGUUGGGAAUGUGAUGAACAAUUCCGGAGCUCCGAGCAUGAUGUUUUGUAUUGGCGGGCCUUAUGGCCAUGGUAGACUUAUGCGACAAAGGGCUAACCAGUCCAUCAAAUUAUCGUCGUUGGUGUUGAAUCAUGAAGUUGCUUUGGUUGUGUUAAUGGAGCAGCUUUACAGGACGUGGACCAUUCUUAAAGGUCAAAAGUACCAUCACUAGAUUAGAUUAGAUAUUGAUGAUAAUGGUUUCCCUUCAGUUUUUUUUUCCCUCUUUUAGUUUAUAGUCUGUUUUGAUUGAUGCAGAGUAGAGGGAUGUUUUUUGGAUGCAGAUUACCUGUUUGAUUUGUGGCGUGUGCCUUCAAUAUGGAUAAAAUGUGCUGCAUAGAACCAAGAACCAGUCAGAAUUACCAGUGUUUGUUCCUCUUGAAAAGGAAUUUUAUCAAAUAGUUCCCGAGCCUCUUCUAAACAACCUUCUUAUCAAGGCGGCAAAAGACAGAGCAUCCAUGAUCCCUAGAAUAAUCUCUCAUUAAACACUAAUACUCUAGCCUAGGAUGCGAAGUUUACCUCUCCCUGCAUAUGUAGGAAUCGUCGAAGUAUGUGUAAAAGCAUCAAAUUCAAGCCCAGGUUAACGUACAUCCGUGAAUUGAUUUCGCAAAUGGGUUGGCAUUAGUUUCUCGCACAGCAAUUGAGAUAGUUUCCUGAUGAAAGUCGUUUGCAUAUACAAAUAAACAACUGAUUCUGGAUUCGAGCUUAACGCAUAUCAUCGAAGAUUUAAGAGGGCACUGGGCACAUGCGAAGGCCUCAACCACUUUGAUUUGGGUGUUGCGUAUACCAAAUUUCAUGAAGUUACAGUGGAUUUGUUAGAAAUAUAUACUCCAUACUUGAUUUUGGUUAGAAGAGGAAAAUAAGUUGAGUUUUGCGUUAGCUUAGAACAACGAGGAUCGAUGAUGUGAUUUCUUCACGAAUGAUUCUCAUGUUCGUUACAAUUAUUUUGUGACUGAGAUACUACUAACUAAAAAAAAAUCAGGAAGCAAACUUAAGAAAAAGAGGUAUAAGAUUUUAGUUUGGUUAACUUUUUGUCUCGAUCAUAUUGGUGGAGGUGCGAACUGCGGAGAAUUGAGGGAGAAUGAUAUGCCUUUCCGAUCAGAUUUUCUUUCAUUCAUGAACUGAACUUUUUUCUUUUUCUUCUUUUUUUUUUUUGAAAAUG